This is a messenger RNA of Belonocnema kinseyi, 875 nucleotides long. It is a transcript of the gene Prosbeta6, whose product is annotated as proteasome subunit beta type-1. The record is from RefSeq and is a predicted model, not a curated record. Gene Ontology annotation, cellular component: proteasome core complex. The transcript is spliced from 4 exons. Bases 116 to 823 code for a protein of 235 amino acids. Lineage: Eukaryota; Metazoa; Arthropoda; Insecta; Hymenoptera; Cynipidae.
CACCGCAAACCCCGGAAACAGAAAGUGAUCAGUCAUUCGCCCUAACCUAAAAAUUGUAUAAAGUUCGCAAUUUUUGGUUUUGUACUUUAAUCUUAGAAGCUUUUUCAAUCAUAAAAUGACACUUUUCGAUUCUGGUGAGACUAGAAAUCUGCCCGACUAUGUCCAAGGACCAAGGCAACAGCGAUUUAACCCCUAUUCAGACAAUGGAGGGAGUGUCUUGGCUAUUGGAGGAGACGACUUUUGCAUCAUUGGAGCUGACACCCGUCUCAGUAGUGGAUUUCAGAUUAAUACCAGGAGCCAACAGAAGCUGUUCCAAUUAUCAGAAAAAACAAUUUUGGGUUGUGCAGGAUGUUGGUGCGACACCUUGAGUCUCACCAGAGUUUUAGCAGCACGUAUGCAGAUGUAUAAGCACGAACAUCUGAAAGAUAUCUCGACACCUGCUGCGGCCCAGAUGCUCUCUACGAUGUUGUACUAUAAAAGAUUUUUCCCGUACUACAUUAGCAACAUUUUGGCUGGUUUAGACGAAGAGGGAAAAGGCUGUGUUUACAGCUACGAUCCGAUAGGUCACAUGGAAAGGGCUAAUUUCCGAGCUGGAGGUUCUGCAGGCGCUCUUCUACAGCCGCUUUUGGACAAUCAGAUCGGUUAUGGAAAUCAAGAAAAUGUAGACAAAAUACCAUUGACAGUCGAGAAGGCGUUGAAGAUUUUGAAGGAUGUGUUCAUCGCUGCUGCUGAACGUGAUAUCUACACUGGGGAUAGCAUUGUCAUUAAAAUUAUUACAAAAGAUGGUCUUAAAACUGAGACAUUCGAUUUAAGGAGAGAUUAAUUUUCAAGUUUACUGUAUUGCGGAAUUAUUGAAUACAAUGCUUUAUAUCGAA